Molecule: messenger RNA, 847 nt
Organism: Dentiscutata heterogama
Lineage: Eukaryota; Fungi; Glomeromycota; Glomeromycetes; Diversisporales; Gigasporaceae
Source: the annotation of a GenBank genome assembly
AAAAAACAUCAACAUUUUAAAAUGUUUUCAACCAAAAUGCGAUUUCAAAUGUGAAAUUGAUAAAAAAAUUCUUCAAAAUAAUUUUUCAUCCAAUCUUAAUAAUAAAUUAAUUAUAAAAGAAUAUGCGAAUGUUUUGAUAGAGCAUUAUUCAAGAAAUCAUAAUAAUAAAUAUCAAAAAUUUAAAGAACAUGUUAUUAUUAGAAAUGCAAAUUAUUAUUUAUAUGAUAGAUUAUAUUUUGAUAAUAGAAAUAAUCUUCAAUUAGCAUAUAAUGGUAUUAAAAAAUCAGGAAGAAGACCGGCACCGUUGAGUCAUGAUGAAAAAAGAGCUAGAAAUGUAAUAGCUCAAAGACGUCACCGGGAUAGAAUACAAAAAUAUAUGAAUUCAUUAGAAGAAGAAUAUUAUCAAGAUGCUAAUAAUGAAUUUGUUGAAUAUAAUAACGAAAUGAUGAAACAGAUCGAAGAAUUGAAAAAACAAAUUAACAAACGUGAUGAAGAAUUAGAUCGAUUUAAAAUUGAAAACGAAGAGUUGAGAAAACGAAUUGUAACGAAUAACGAAAUGGUGAUUGAAAAUAUCGAAUUAACAAGUAUUGAUGAAAGUAUCGGAUUAACAAGUAUUGAUGAAAGUAUUGAAUUAACGAACGAAACGAUUAAUGAAGAUUGGAAAAUAUUUCCAUGCGAUUUUAAACCGGUUUUUUAUGGAGAAAGUAUUGAAGAAAAUAAAGAUUUGUUAAAUACUUCAUUAGAUAUUAGUAAUCCAUAUAAUUUAGAUAAUCAAAUUAAUUUUGAAGAAUUUACUAAAGCGAUGAGGAUGAUGAAUAGAAUUAACAAUGAUCUAUUUCAAUUAUAA